Messenger RNA from Gossypium raimondii (Peruvian cotton), 1284 nucleotides. RefSeq lists its product as uncharacterized. NCBI's taxonomy places the organism in Eukaryota, Viridiplantae, Streptophyta, Magnoliopsida, Malvales, Malvaceae. The record is from RefSeq and is a predicted model, not a curated record. The transcript has a single exon. The coding region runs from base 120 to 1142 and encodes 340 amino acids.
UCUUUCCAGUCAUUCACUAAAAAACAAAACGCUCAUCUUUCCUUUCCUUUUAAAAGAACAUAAUAAAUUCUCACCUUUUUUAUUCUCUUCAAAGUUUCUUUUUCUUAUUCCAAAGAGAAAUGGAGAGCCAAAGAACUGUAAACAAAGAACCCAAAAAUCUAUCACCAUGUAGCAGUGGAAGAAGAAGCAGUACGAGCAGCCAUUCUAGUUCACCCGAAUUCGAGUUUUGGAUGGUUCGAAACCCGUCUUUUCCUCAACCCGAUCUCAUCUCCGCCGAUGAACUCUUCGUUAACGGCGUUCUUCGUCCUCUCCAUCUCUUAGCCAGCAAACAACCCGAAGAAAACCCACUAACCGAGCAGAAUCCACCCGCCGCGUCAGAACCUUCUGUACCCGACCCAGAACCCGAAGCCGGUCCUCGUAUAACAUCCCAGUCGCUGCCUGUUUUAUCAGCUUCGAAACGGUGGAGGGAUAUCUUCAAAAAAGAAAAGGGCAAAAACGGAAGCAAAAAUCAACAAGACAAGGAUAAAGAGAAAGAGAAAGAGAAGAAGAAAGAAAAGAAAAAUCAGAGUCAAAGCGGAGGGAGUCCAGCUGAGUUGAAUAUAAACAUAUGGCCCUUUUCAAGGAGCAGAUCCGCAGGUACGAGCGGGACCAGACCCAGGAUGACCGCCGGUACCCGGAAAGUAAGUAGCGCUCCAUGUUCCCGCAGCAACUCAGCGGGUGAAUCCAAGUCUAGGAAAUGGCCGAGCAGUCCCAGCAGGGCAGGGGUUCAUUUGGGUCGAAGCAGCCCGGUUUGGCAGGUUCGUCGUGGAGGUUCCGCUGUUAAGAGCUCCGAUGUUAUGGCCCGGACCGCUGAAAAAGGUAGCGGUAGAAAAGAAGUUACCGAAACUCGUCGCGGUAAAAUUGGGAACAGUGGCAACAACAAUAGUAACAAAGCCAGGGUCUUGAAUUUGAAUGUGCCAAUGUGUAUUGGGUAUAAGCAUCAUUUGAAUUGUAGAAUCGACAAUAACAGUGCCACGGUUGCCGGCAUUGGUACCGACCCAAACGGCGGCAGCGGCGGAAAUGGUAGAACCAACGGCCCUAACGUCGGAACCGGUGGUAACUUUUUUAACUUGCGGAAUCUUUUCAGUAAGAAAGUUUAUUAAGUGUGUUAACCUUUUUUAAGUUGGAUUUUAAUUUUUUUUAUAGUAAAUUUCUUGUUUAUCCUUUUGUUAUUAUUCUCCCUUGAAUCCAUAUGUAAACAUAAAAUGAGUUGUCUUGAGUCUUAAUUUUACAUUUCAUUUGCUA